Messenger RNA from Ornithodoros turicata, 5793 nucleotides. RefSeq lists its product as uncharacterized. The transcript is spliced from 2 exons. The coding region runs from base 162 to 5162 and encodes 1666 amino acids. The record is from RefSeq and is a predicted model, not a curated record. Lineage: Eukaryota; Metazoa; Arthropoda; Arachnida; Ixodida; Argasidae.
GGCAGCGCGAACCGCGGUUAUCGUGGACUAAAGUCCACGGACGAAAGUCCACGAUAACCGCGGUUCGCGCUGCCCGUGUGACAAGGGCAUGUUCUACUACUUCUACUACUGCGGACUGCGUUCUUCUACUGCAUCAGAGGAGGUGUCCCUGAAUUCUGGUCAUGCUCUUGUUCCUCGCAGUGGCUCUGCCCUGGAUACAAGGUCUCCUGGCAAAAUGCUUUUUGGGAAUUUCUCACUUCAUCUCAAGCAGAGUGGCUUCAGCAUCUGAAUUUGAUCUCAGCGUGGAAAGGUCGCCACAACAUGAAGCUGAAAGAAGGGAAAUGCAUGAAGCCAUUGAGGCUGAAGAUGAAGAUUGUGUUCGAAAGUGCCUGGAUGCUGUGCCUGAAUUGAAACUGUGGUUGCACCCUGACAAAGAUAAGUCAGCUCGUUACAGAGCAGUCGAAAAGAAAGUCAUCCGUAUCCAUGGUCUGUUAGUCUCACGUGGAUGUGGUCUCAAAGACGUCAAAGAAUCAUCGUGUUACAAACAUCUCUCACGACUGGAGCGCGCUGAAAUUCGACGGCAACGGUACUACACCAGGGAAUGCGAGAAGUCCUACGUCUAUUACUUGAUGAGCAAAUCACGGAUUCUCACCGGAUGUGAUGACCGGGAAGGACGAUUGGAGAAAGUGUUCGAGCAGCUCUGCAGUGAUGAACUAAACAGAGAUGUCCUGAAGGUGGCCGGAACAGCACUGCACCUUGAAAUACAAUUCGACUACAACAAUGCAAACGUUCAGGGGAUGACGGGAUGUAGCAACGGAUCCACCCUUGGUCUCACUGCUUUUGAAGAACAAAGAAUUUAUGUCUGCGGCAACACGGAAGAACCAGAAGUCCAGGGGACUCUCAUGCAUGAAUUGUCUCACAUGGCGCUAGCGUUAGUUUACAGAAACGAGGGCAAGCCGUAUUACCCUGGCGAUAUAGAGAGGGAACGAAAAUACAAAGCCAUUCUGAAUGGCAUAAAACAAAGGAGAGAAAGUCUGCAUGACCUCAUCGAAAAAGCUUUUUUCGAGAAUGAGGAAGAGGAGUUAGUUGUACGGGUGCCUCACAUACUGGCUCAAUAUGGUAGCGAUGACGGGAGUAGGGUUCUGGAACGGGAUGUACCGGAACUGCGAGAGUUUUUCAAGGACGCUGUCAUCCCGGACAUGCAGGAAUACGUUCGGGACUACGUUCAGAAUGGAAUCCCAUCCAUAGACGCAGCAUGUAUCAAAAACGAAAACUCGAGACUCAAGAAAAGUUUCGACAUUGACAAAUUUAAUGUCGAAUUCGAGAACCAACUGGAGAACAGUGUAUGGAAAAAUAGUUUGCUUCACGUAGUUACGGGCUCAGAACUGAGGCUUCUCGAAAUAAUGGUUCACAACACUGUGAAGUCUUCGAAUCAGCCCUACUUGUUUUUCGGGGCACACCAGAUGGACUCCAGGCUGGGGGAUGUGUUACUAGACUACAAGUGUGCAUAUGUGCUUGUAACGGUCUACCCAAAUAACGAAGUACGAAAGAUCAUUAAACUUCUCGGUGUCGUAUCCUGUGUGACUAAAACAAAGGUAAUCUUGCUUGUGGAAGAAAGUGACAAAGAGAACGUGAUUACUCAAGUGCAACAAGAUGCAUUCUUUGCCAAGAGGCAUGAAGUUCACAGCUUGCCUGAAGCAAGCUUUGAGAACAUCACAAACAGGUGCAAAGACGAAAUUUUUAAGAAAUCUCGCGUAGAACUUCAGGGUGAAUACGUUUCUGCGCUUCCAGAGGCAAUGAACAGUCACACUUUCUUACAUUCCGUAGACGCCACGGCUUUCCUAAAGCUAUGCGAAUCGAGGAACCUUAUCCUGGGACCUCGUCUUCAUGAACUAGAAGAAACUGUUAAGAAGUAUUAUGUAGAACGAGUGUGCAGAAGAGCUGUGCAAAUUGACUUGAAAGAGUGCAAGCUGAACAACAACAAUGAAGCAUUCGCACUUCUGGGGUGUCCACGUGAUUAUGUUGCAAAACUUGUGCCUCGAGGUUACGAGGCAAAACAUGCGGAGGAGUUAAAUCGGUUUGAAAAAUUCGUGGAACUCCACAAGUCAAGUGACUACGAAGCUCUCUUGAGAAAACAUAGUUACCAAGGGAAGCUAGUGCAUCUGUUGCGAUUCGAUGGGGCAUGUAACAUGCUCUUGUGGACUAAAUCAAGUGGUGGUCUUAGUCACCUUCCAAUGACGGGAAACGACGAAUACACCGUCAAGGCAUUGUUGAACGGGGAGGAGAAGGUUGCCGUCGUUUCUGGUGUACCUGGAAUGGGAAAGAGUGUGCUCGCGUCUCAGCUGUGCGAGGGUAUCAAAAAUCAGAAGCGGGAGCGGUGGGUGCUCUACGUCGACCUUCCACAGAGAAUGGCAGCCGUGAAAAUCGCGUCGCCGAGCCUCAGAUAUCUGGCCGAUCUGUGCCAAGUACAAAAAGAUGGACUGGAGUUCACUUUGUUCGAGGAAAGCUUGAACAACAGAAGCCCUUUCGAAGUCGCUGUCAUAUUGGAUGCCUUCGAUGAAGUCAACGCGAAAUGCCGGGAGUGUGUGCUGGACCUUGUAUCGUUUCUAGCUGAGAAAAAUGUUUACAAGGUAUAUAUUUUUACUCGCACUGUGUUCAAAUCCCAAGUUCAAGAUGCCUUACACACGGUGUCGUACGAACUCGUAUCUUUCUCUGACGAAGACCAGGUGGAGUUCCUUGCAAAAUAUAAGGAAAAAAGAGACGAAUCGGUUACUAGAAAUGCCACAGUUUCCCAGCAGUUGCAGACACUGUACGCGAACUUGAAGAAGACAAACAAGACGAUCCUGGGUACCCCUCUCCUACUUCGUAUGAUGGCCGAGUUGAUGAACGGGGAGAUUUCAGAGUCUGAAGAGUACUCGUCGCUGCUUAAACGUGUCGGUAUUUCAGAUGACAGAAACAUGUACACCGUACACUUGUACAGGAUGUUUGUAGAGUACAUGUAUCUUGUACACAGAAUACACAAAAGAAAAGAAGACAUCAUCCUGCGUACCGUACAAGAAGACGACGACACGCCGCUUCCAUUCUACUCAAUCCAUGGUCUCCUCGCCAUGAUGUGUAUAUUUCCCCGGAACAUUUUGGAAGUCUUAUUGAAUGAGGACGACUUAGAACAGCUAGAUCCCGAAGGAAGUUUCAUUCAGGGCGUCGCUAAGAACACUCUCAAAGAAGGUUUUGUCCUUAGACUUAACGACGGAGUCCCGGAGUUCACUCACAAGACUUUUGCCGAAUUUUUCUCGGCUCACUAUCUGCUGGAAAAGACAAAAAUCAGAAGAAAUCCGAGCUUUAGGAACGAAGUUGUCAGCUUGUACGGCAAAGAAGAUUACGAGGGUGUGAUGGUGUUGUUCGACGGACUGGCAUCGGCGUCCUUUCCACUGCACUCUGCUGUGAUGAACAACGAUGUUUCAUAUUUUGAGCAACGUGUUAUCCAAAGAGAAGACAUGCUCAAUGUCGAUGUACUCCGAAGGACUCCGUUGCAUGUAGCUGCCCUGCAUGCUGAUAGAACAACGUUUGAGAAUCUUCCGAUGGAUGAUGGAGUAAUCAAGGGUGAUCUCUUUCAUAGCACCCCAUUCCGGUACCUGGAACUACUUUCCUGGUGGGACACAUACCGUGCAUACAUUGGAAUGCUCAGUGACAGUAGACCGUGCCAGUUAGAUCUGUGCCUGAAGAAACCAGUUUUGGGAGUCAAACUUGACAUAUUAUGUGCUCGAUGCAGUGAGGAAGCAGUUAGGCAUUUUGAUGAUAUUCUUCGCAAAUGUGAAACCAUCGAUGAAAAGGAGAGCUCUUUAGUGCGAUCAAUAUUCACAGCUGUCAUAUGUGACCUACAAGGCGUUUUAGACGUGCACCUAACCUACGUCUCCCCUAGAGAGAGAACAGAUACCUUGGACAAAGAAACCCGGGGCAAAUUAGAAUCACGCAAGGCAAGAAGCUCGAGAUGCUCUGCAGGGUCCCCAGUCAUUAGGGAUCUGGAUAGUGUCAGAGAAAGAUACGGCGAAACUGUUCUUUUUUACGCAACGUCCGAGGCUGUUUGCAAAAUGCUGCUUCCUUACUGCGAUGUGGGAAUUGUUGACGAGUCUGGAAAUACGAUGCUGCACAUUAGCGCGGAGAACAGAAACUUGGAGACAACACAGUUUCAUCUCAAACAUUCAUCAGCUGACGUUAAAAAUAAAUUACUUCAAACUCCAUUGCACUUCAGUAGAAAUCCGGAGGUCGUCAAGCUGCUGCUUCCUCUUUGUGCGUCAGUGAAUGUUCUCGAUUAUAUGGAAGAAACUCCGUUGGAUAAAUGUGUCAAGCAGCUCUCUUGUGAAGCCGCGAAGCUGCUACUGCUUCGCAGUCAGCUAGGUGACGAGUGUCACACGAGACUCAACACAACGUUUUAUUUGGCCUGUCACUAUGGUUCCCAUUACCACGUGACGCUUUUUCUACCUCAUACCACAGCCCACACAUGUGACAGCGCUUAUAUAUCAUGGUCGCUCAGAGCCUGGAAACGUUGUAGUCGGAAAGAUCCAAUAAUCGGAAUUCCGACAUUGGAUGCUGCGAGAGAUCUCUUCCCACACUCCUUAAUCGACUCACCUAAAUGGUGCCUCUCGUCCCCACUGUGCGUUUGGGCGUUGGAAGGCGAAAGGGAAGUGUUGCAAACCCUGUGGCCUUAUUUGCGGCACGGUGACCCUGAGCAUGCACUGGGGAUAAGCAGUGCCGGAGUGAGUGUGCAGAACGUCGUGGAUAACCAACAAGAAAUUUUGUGUCUCAAGUUCCUUCUCCUCCACUUAAACGUCAUCGCUGGUAAUCGUUACGGCCGUAAACUUCUGCAUGAAGUGGUUGUAAAGAAGUUACUUGUAACACGUGCAGCAGAUUACAUCAGUUACAUGAAGGUGCUACUGCCACACGUAUAUCUCAGCGAGCAGGAUUACAUAAGAAGCGUGCAGCGAGAAGGAGCCCAUGACAUUAAGGAGGAGGACGUCGUCACGUUGUAUCGGAGGUGGUCGAGUAAUAAUAACAAUGAUGUUUCGCACAGUGAUGAUGCCGACACGAAAACUGCCGAGGGCGAUAGACGUACGCAGUUGCUAAUCGGUGCAGCAGAAGGUGAUGUGGAUGCUGUGAAGAGUCACCUCACACAUUCAUCCGUGUAGCUUACAGAUGAAGACGAGAAUACUGCAUUGCACUUGAGCGUGUUGAAGGGACACGCAAAUGUGGUGAAGUUCCUAGUUCCUUUUUAUGAAUCACUGAACAAGAUCAAUGUGGAUCGAGAGACGCCCAUGCACGUGUGCACCAGAGUGGGACUCCUGAACGUUGCCAAGUUGUUAUUGCCUCGCUCUAGCACGAGUUCCCACGAUAAGUAUGAUAGGACCCCUCUUCACGUGGCCUCCGAAAAUGGUGCACUAGAUAUGGCGAUCUUCCUUCUGCCUCACUCAUUCCCCAAUAUGCGCGACCAGCUUGGUAGAAACUGUUGCUACGCUUCAGGGACACCGAAUGUUCUGAGAUGUCUUAUCCCACACUCUCUCGUUAACUGUUGUGAUCGACGAGGUAACUCAGUAAUGGUAGAACAUGCACAGUCGUAUAGUGCAGAAGCGCUGGUGACCCUUUUGCCUUAUUGUUGCGAGUAUGUGGUUAUGAAGUUACACGCUUCCGCAGCCGACACCUUGCAGAGAGAUGGGCACAUCACAGGAAGGACGUUCUGGCUGAAACUUAUGCUCCACUCAGAUGUCAAUGCAAUCGCUGAGUGUUAUCGGAAAGUAUUCAAUAAAUCCUGAACCAUAUUCA